Xenopus laevis (African clawed frog) is the source of this 10172-nucleotide messenger RNA. It is a transcript of the gene tanc2.S, whose product is annotated as protein TANC2. The transcript is spliced from 28 exons. Bases 305 to 6433 code for a protein of 2042 amino acids. The record is from RefSeq and is a predicted model, not a curated record. Lineage: Eukaryota; Metazoa; Chordata; Amphibia; Anura; Pipidae.
CGUGACUUCCCUGUGGUCCUUCGGGCUGUGCGAGAGGGAGGGCGGUCGGUCGGCGGCCGAUGCUUCAGUGAGAGCGGGGCUACUGGGCUAGUGCGGGACUGGCUGUCGGGCUCAGGGAGGUGGCGAGUGUCGGAGCUACAGGAGACACAGAGGAGGGAGACGAACAACGAGCUGCCGGGAGAGAAGGAGGCGGCGGCGGCUGCAGGAGCGGCGCUGUGCAUGGAGGGAUUUGUAGAGAAGAAGCAAAUCAGCCCUGGUCAUCCCGCACAAGAGUUGAGCCUGAGCCGGGCCUAGUUGCGCCGACAUGUUCCGUAACAGCCUGAAGAUGCUGCUCAGCGGGGGCAAAUCCAACCGGAAGAAUCGAUCCAGCGAUGGAGGCAGCGAGGAACUCCAGGAAAGUCGGAAGCAGCACAGUGUAGACAGCCGCCACGGUCGGGCCACCCAAGGUGGCUCCUCCUCAGAGAACGACUGCGCAUUUGAGCCGGAUUAUUCCAUCAACCCUCUCCCAGUCACAGAAGGAAUGCAGCACAUCCGCAUGAUGGAGGGCAUGUCCCGCUCUCUGCCCUCGUCCCCCCUACUCACCCACCAGGCCAUCAGCAUGCGACUGCAGCCCGUGAAGAAACUCACAGACCCACUGAGAAAGGCAAAGUUUGUGGAAGGUCCCAGAAUUCCAGAGUCUGAAUUAGGAUCUCCGACUCUCGGUUCCACCCAGAAACUGGAAGCUGAUGCCUACCUGCUGGGGGAAGACGAGUCGGUCCUGGGCCCCCCUCCAUCCGUUGAUGAGGCUGCAAACACCCUCAUGACCCGAUUGGGUUUCCUCCUGGGAGAGAAAGUCGGUGAAGUCCAGGCGGCUGUUCCCCAAUACAGCAUGGAGGGGCAGGAGGAAAACCAAGUGACAGAAGACUGGCAAGAAGACAAACAGGGUUCUGCAGUCACCCAGAGGAUCAGCCCCUGUUCCACACUGACAAGCAGUACCGCUUCUCCCCCUGCCAGCAGCCCCUGUUCCACGCUCCCACCCCCCAACACAACAGCUCCUGCCAAGGACUGCAGCCCUACCUCCACAUUGGAGAGCAGGGACAGCGGAAUCAUUGCCACCUUGACAAGCUACUCCGAAAACAUGGACCGCUCCAAAUAUGGGGCAGAGAGUGGCAAGGAUAGUGGCUCCCGUGGGUGUGUGAAACAGGCCCAAAAGUCCAUGGAUUCCUGCCUCUACCGGGUUGAUGAAAACAUAAUGGCCUCUACCUUCAGCCUGAACAAGAUCCCUGAGAGGGGACUGGACACUGGUCUCUCCCAGUCUGUACAGUCGAUCCCACUCUACCUCAUGCCAAGACCCAACUCUGUUGCAGCCACCAGCUCUGCACACCUGGAAGACCUUGCUUAUCUGGAUGAGCAGAGACACACCCCACUGCGAACCUCUUUGCGGAUGCCACGUCAGACCUUGGCCGGGCCACGCACCCCACAGGACCUGAGAGUGCGUUUUGCACCGUACCGGCCCCCAGAUAUUUCCCUGAAACCACUGUUGUUUGAGGUACCAAGUAUCACCACGGAUACCAUGUUUGUGGGACGUGAUUGGCUCUUCCAUGAAAUUGAUGCUCAGCUCCAGAGUGAGGAUGAUGCUGUCAACCGGGGAGUAGUGAUCUGCGGUAACAUCGGCUUUGGGAAAACAGCUAUCAUUUCCCGGCUUGUUGCGCUAAGCUGCCACGGGACGCGUCUGCGACAGAUCAAUUCUGACAGCCCGCAUGCCUCCCCGAAACAUUCAGAAGCAAAUAGGGAGCUGAGCCAACCAGGACAGACGCACUCGGGCAUUACCACUGGAAGUUGCCCAGGGACACCGGAAAUGCGCCGGCGGCAAGAGGAAGCAAUGAGGAGAAUAGCAGCGCAGGUGGUGGCAUAUCACUACUGUCAGGCUGACAAUGCCUAUACCUGCUUAGUCCCUGAAUUUGUUCAUAAUGUGGCAGCCUUGCUCUGCCGGGCCCCUCAUCUUGUGGCUUACAGGGAACAACUUCUGCGUGAGCCCCACCUACAGAGUCUUCUCAGUCUGCGCUCCUGUGUGCAGGAUCCGGCUGCAUCUUUUCGCAGGGGUAUACUAGAACCACUGGAGAAUCUGUUCAAAGAAAGGAAGAUUCCAGAUGAAGAUUACAUCAUUUUGAUAGAUGGGCUGAAUGAAGCGGAGUUCCACAAACCAGAUUAUGGAGAUACUAUUGUGUCAUUCCUGAACAAGAUGAUAGGGAAAUUUCCCCGCUGGCUUAAGCUUAUCGUGACUGUGAGAACUACCCUGCAGGAAAUCACCAAGCAACUUCCUUUCCACCGUAUUUCCCUUGACCGGUUAGAAGAAAAUGAGGCUAUAGACCAAGACCUCCAGGCUUACAUUCUUCAGCGCAUUCAUAGCAGUUCCGAGAUCCAGAAUAACAUUUCACUCAAUGGCAAGAUGGACAACACUACCUUUGGGAAGCUUAGUUCUCACCUAAAGACACUGAGCCAGGGAUCUUACCUUUACCUAAAGUUGACAUUUGACCUCAUAGAAAAAGGCUACCUUGUUCUCAAAAGCUCCAGUUACAAGGUGGUUCCAGUGUCUUUGUCUGAGGUCUACCUCUUGCAGUGCAACAUGAGGUUCCCCACCCAAUCCUCAUUUGAAAGGGCUUUACCUCUCCUCAACGUUGCCGUGGCUUCUCUUCACCCGCUGACUGAUGAACACAUCUUCCAGGCCAUCAACGCAGGCAGCGUGGAUGGAGGGUUAGAAUGGGAAGACUUUCAACAGCGCAUGGAAAAUCUCUCUAUGUUCCUGAUCAAGAGGAGAGACUUGACUCGGAUGUUUGUGCACCCUUCUUUUCGGGAGUGGCUGAUUUGGAGGGAGGAUGGUGAAAAGACCAAAUUUCUAUGUGAUCCCAGGAGUGGCCAUAUUCUGCUGGCAUUCUGGUUCUCUCGCCAGGAGGGGAAGCUGAACAGACAGCAGACCAUUGAGUUGGGACACCAUAUACUAAAAGCCCAUAUCUUCAAGGGUCUCAGUAAGAAGGUUGGCGUUGCAUCAUCUAUCCUCCAAGCCCUAUGGAUUUCUUACAGCACAGAUGGCCUGUCAAUGGCACUGGCAUCUCUUAGAAACCUCUACACUCCUAAUAUCAAGGUGAGCCGUCUGCUGAUCAUGGCAGGAGCCAAUGUGAAUUAUCGCACUGAGGUGCUGAACAACGCCCCUAUCCUGUGUGUUCAGGCACACCUGGGAUACACAGAGAUGGUGGCACUGCUGCUGGAGUUCUCCGUAAAUGUGGAUGCCAGUUCAGAGAGCGGUCUUACUCCACUGAGCUACGCAGCCGCCUCAGGCCAUCUGACCAUUGUCAUGCUGCUGUGCAAGCGGCGCGCCAAGGUGGAUCUGCUGGAUAAGAACGGGCAGUGCACGCUGGUUCAUGCUGCUCUACGAGGUCACCUGGAAGUAGUCAAGUACCUAAUUCAGUGCGACUGGACCAUGGCCGGACAGCAGUCAGGAGUCCUGAAGAAGAGUCAAGCCAUUCAGCAAGCCCUGAUUGCAGCUGCUAGCAUGGGAUACUCAGAGAUCGUCUCUUACUUGCUGGAUCUCCCUGAGAAGGAUGAGGAGGAAGAGGAGAGAGCUCAGAUUAACAGCUUCGACAGCUUGUGGGGAGAGACUGCUCUAACCUCUGCGGCCGGCCGCGGGAAGCUAGAUGUUUGCCGACUUCUACUUGAACAAGGGGCAGCUGUUUCCCAGCCCAAUAGGCGAGGUGUUGUGCCAAUAUUCAGUGCUGUGCGCCAGGGACACUGGCAGAUUGUGGACCUUUUACUCACCCAUGGGGCAGAUGUAAACAUGGCUGACAAGCAGGGCCGGACCCCACUGAUGACCGCAGCAUCUGAGGGGCAUGUGGCCACAGUGGAGUUCUUGCUGGCACAAGGAGCCUCCAUAAGCCUCAUGGACAAAGAGGGCCUCACAUCUCUGAGUUGGGCUUGCCUUAAAGGGCACCUUUCAGUAGUGAGGACACUGGUGGAAAGUGGCGCUGCUACUGACCAUGCUGACAAGAACGGGAGAACUCCUCUUGACCUUGCGGCCUUUUAUGGAGACGCUGAGGUGGUUCAGUUCCUGGUGGAUCAAGGAGCAAUGAUUGAACAUGUGGACUACAGUGGGAUGCGCCCGUUGGACAGAGCGGUGGGAUGCAGAAACACAUCAGUGGUGGUGGCUCUUCUGAAGAAGGGAGCCAAGAUAGGUCCAGCAACCUGGGCCAUGGCAACUUCCAAGCCAGACAUCAUGGUCAUUCUGCUGAGUAAACUGAUGGAGGAGGGAGACAUGUUCUACAAGAAGGGAAAGGUAAAAGAAGCGGCUCAGAGGUACCAAUACGCUCUGAAGAAGUUCCCACGUGAGGGAUUCGGUGAUGAUCUUAAGACAUUUCGUGAACUCAAAGUGUCUCUCCUGCUUAACCUCUCCCGAUGCAGACGAAAAAUGAACGACUUUGGAAUGGCAGAAGAAUUUGCCACUAAAGCUUUGGAACUGAAGCCAAAGUCCUAUGAGGCAUUUUAUGCUCGAGCCAGGGCCAAGCGGAGCAGCAGGCAAUUCACUGCGGCUCUGGAGGACCUGAAUGAGGCGAUCCAGCUUUGCCCUAACAACCGUGAAAUUCAGCGGCUGCUAAUGCGGGUUGAGGAGGAAUGCAGACAGAUUCAGCAGGAGGAGGAAGUGCAGGAAAUGCAAGAUGAGCCAGAGCAGGAGGUGCAGAAUGAGGAAAUAGACUCCACUCAGGAAGAUGUCUAUGAGGAAGAGUAUCUUGAGCAGGAUAUGGACACUGUUCCUGUGGGUUUACCAACUGAAGUAAGGCCGUGCCCGGGUCUACCAGGAAUGCAAAGUCCACCCCAAUCUCCUGCCCAUCGGGAUUCUGCCUAUAUAUCUGGCUUUGACUUCAGGUCCAACAGCUCAGUAGGUUCUCCGACCAGGCAAAGCUACGAAUCUACUUCUCCAUCCCUUUCUCCCACUCACCAGAACUCUUACAGAGCCAGUCCUCCUCAAACAUCACCAGUCCACCAGAGCUCAUCAUAUUGCUUCAGUCCCCCUCCAGUGGGGGGGCAAGUUAUGGACUACCCCAGCCCACCCCCUUCACCUCUACGAAGGGCACCUCAGUACAGAGCCAGUCCUCCUAGUGAAAGCAUGUACAGGCAGUCAUCUGGCUCUCCAGUACGGUAUCAACAAGAACCAUGCAUAAGUCAGCACCCAGGUAGACCCAAGUCUCCUUUGUCCAAGAUGUCUCAAAGGUCCUUCCAAAUGUCACAGCUUCCAACUGCCGUCCCACAACCUGCACAUAGGUUGCAACCUGCCAAGGCACAAAUCGUACGCAGCAACCAACCUAGCUCUGCAGUUCACUCCAGUGCAGUCAUCGCCAGUGGGACAUAUGGACAAGUGGCACAUGGGAUGGCCAGUAAAUAUCAGACAUCCUCUGGGGAGAUGAGCCAAAGCAGACUAGUGUACCAAGCCUCUCUUGGAGGCCUCAUGCCGGAUGGUCGUCCUGUUCAGCAUGUUCAAGCUAGUUUGAGUGCUGGGGCAAUAUGUCAGCAAACAUUCCCAAAAGAUGACAUUCCCCAACGGCCGACCUCUGCCUACAGAGGUGGUAUGAGGUACAACCAAACACCACAAAUUGGUCGCAGCCAGUCGGCAUCUUACUAUCCAGUUCUAGAACGUACUUCUCUGCCAAACAGCCAGCUUGGCUCUCCAGAAGUUUCUCACCUGAUAAGACGACCUGUGAGUAUCAACCCUAAUGAAAUCAAGCCUCACCCUCCCACGCCAAGGCCGCUGUUGCACUCACAAAGCGUGGGACUUCGCUUUUCUCCGUCCAGCAACAGCAUUUCAUCCUCUUCCAGCCUGUCUGCUAACUUCCGUCCCUCCGCUGCCAUUCAACAAAUGGAGAUACCACUCAAACCAGCCUAUGAACGUCUCUGUGAUGAGUUGUCUCCGGUGUCCCCACCCCAAGGGACCUACUCCAAUGAACCUACUCGCUCCAGGGCCACACCCUUCAUGGGUAUCAUCGACAAGACAGCACGGACUCAUCAGUACCCUCAUCACCAUCAGACGAGUAGACCAUGGGCUAUUUCCUCUGUAGACACCAUCCUUAGUCCCACAUCUUCUGGUAUCCUUUCCCAGCAAGAAUCCUUCAGCCCCCCCUCCUCAAUCAGCAACAUUGCAUUUUAUAACAAAACCAAUAAUGCGCAGAAUGGGCAUCUACUGGAAGACGACUACUACAGCCCUCAUGGGGUCUUAGCCAAUGGCUCCCGAGGGGACCUGUUAGAGAGAGUUACACAGGCCUCUUCUUAUCCUGAUGUCAAAGUGGCCAGAACAAUGCCUGUUGCACAGGCUUACCAGGACAACCUUUACCGGCAGCUGUCCAGGGACUCCCGGCAGGGCCAGACUUCACCCAUCAAACCAAAGAGACCAUUUGUGGAGUCCAAUGUGUAGAAUGACUGACUGUCCCCUCACCGGUCCACUUCUUUCCAGGGUCUCUGCCUUUUUCCCCCUCAAUGCUCCCUCCCAGUGUCCCUCUAUGUCUUGCUCUGCAGUCAGGUGAUGGAGCAACUCUUCCUGAGACUACAGUGUCUCCUACUUAUCUUCUUUUCCCCAGCUUUGGAGACUUUAACUCAGUUUGUGCUUUUGACCCACCAAGUUGGGCAGACCUUGGUCCCUUAGUGCAGAAGAUGCUUCCUAGAAGUCCUUCUUGCAUUGAACAAGUUGGGUUCUCAGACUACAGCUGGGUAAUCUUUUUUUCCACUCCUCCCCUGAUUAUCUAUUUAAUUUUGGAAUGUGUUUUAUUGUUUGUGAACUAGAUUUUAACCAGUAAUUGCACUUACCUUGAUAAGGCAUCCUACCAGCCCCUUCACCUUUCUGUACACAGCUAUAGGGCUUUAUUGGGAAUGAAACUGCUUCUCCUUCUUGAGAUCAAGCUUCUGCAGGCAGGCAGUGUAAAUAGGCCUUGGUUAUUAUUCUGGGUGUUACCCGUCACCGAGAGAGUAAGCGCACAUUAGCAGCACCGCAGGGAUCUGGAAAUUUAGCACUCAAAAGGGCUCUGUCUAUAUAUCUACCUAUCUGUCUGUCUGUCUGUCUAGACACAAACACACACACAAAUGAUCUAGUAAUAUGCUUUCUAAUGAGUGAUUGUUUUUUAGCUGAGAAAUCAUGUAUCACACUGUGUGACAUAUGUACAAAUACCUACAGAAGCCAGCACCAUGCCUUCAUAUACUGACCAUUUUUUUAAAGGGACUGAUGUCACCAUUCCCUAUGUUUCCCUCAUUUAGAGUCCUCAUUGGUGGUUUUUUGAGUGGCGUAAAUGUCAAUUAAGAAUGGUGACCCAUUUAGCAGUAAGGCGCAGAUGUGCAUUGAGGUGAGUUAGCAAGAUCUUUCACUCUGAAAACGAAUACCAUUGCCAACUGCCAAUGAGCUUUGUGUAUGUGGUGGAGGUUGCUUUGAGCUCCCUGAUCCAAGCCAGUACUUAGGAUUCAUAAUUGUAGAGGCGAACCUUUCAAUCAGAAUAGCUGUAUCUCAGCAAGGUGUCUAUUAUGAGACUGGCUGCCCUUACAGUGUUCUUUUGAUUUGCAUUGAUUGCUUAAGAUUUCAUGUACCCCAUACACAGCUUAGAGAGGGUCAAAUGAGGCCAAUCAAAUAUGGAUUGUUUAUUUGCACAAAAUUACCUUUUUAAAUAAAAAAAAAUCCAGGAAUAUUGCAGCAGGUGCCUCUACAGCUGUUAUUGAGCUAGAACUUCCACCAGAACUUCUGGUUCCACAAGACCUGCUUGUGUUUUUAUUGCUCUUUUUAAUUCUUACUGUGCACUUUCAACGAGUAUUUAAAGUACAUAUCAGAUAUGGGAUUGUGAGAUGCCUUUUUAUCUUCUCAUGCCCCCUUACUGUAAACUGGCACAACCAUGUUCUUAAUGGGCUUUUUACAUGGGCAGUAUUGGCUGCUGACUUGGUCACUCUUUUCAAUUAUUGGUGAUGGCAUUGUUUUGACACCAUACACUGGUGAGUGGUCUGAGGACUACUUUUAAGGUGGCCACAGACGCACAGAUAUCGUACGAAAUUAAUUUUCGUACGAUAUUCGGUGCGUGUAUGGUGGGAAAAUUUCCAACUGAUAUCGGCAUAAGACUUCGAUAUUGGUCGAUCGGGCUAGACGGAAAAUUUUAAUUGGGCGCCUUUGAAGGCACCUGAACAUCGCCCAUUGUUAGUGCUGAAUCGUCAGAUACAGGUAGAAUUCUAUUGUUUCUAUAUGUAUAUCUGACCAUUCAGCUCUACACGUGUGUAUGGAAAUGAACAAUCUUUUUUGGAAAGAUCUUUUCCAAGAAAGAUCAUAAUUGUCACGUCUAUGGCCACCUUUAGUCAAAAAGCAACGUCUGCUGGUCAGCCUAUAAAUGUAGUUCUUGACCUGUGGAUCUUCAGAGUUCGCCUCAUAAGCGAGAGUCAUGUUGUGUAUGUCCAGAUUAUUCCCUUGGCUUGGCAUAUUGGAUAUUAGUUUGAUUGGAUGUAGGUUGGUGUUUUUAUAAGGUAUAUUUAUCAGGCUUGGUAUUUUGGGAUAGUGCCGGCAGAUUGAAUGUCCCAUGUUUAUACAGGGAGUAGAUAUAAUAAGAACUGGACAUAUAUCCAGCCCCUUACUGCCAGUUGGGCUGACUAAAUGGCACACACUGUUAUUUGUGCAGACUUGGUGCUUCCCUACCUUUAGGUCAAGUGUGAAAACCAGUGUAGGGAAAUGUGUGUUUUGGUAUCAGUUGACUUUUUUUCAUUCAUGGCUCAUGGGUUAAGAGGAGCAGAGCAGGGAGACAAAUAGUUGCCGUUGCCCUAAAUAUCAAAGUGUAAUAAACACAAGGGGAACAUUUAGUACAGACUCUAUACUCACACACUGCACCAGAUUUACCCUCUGUAGGGUUCCAAGGCAAUGCUACACCAUAGACUGUCACGUCCCAUAGGUUUACAAGGCAGCACUGCUGUGACCGUCCAUAGGUAUGCAAAGCAACAUGGCACUGUAGGCUUGGCUCUACCAUAAAGGUUUAAGGCAAUACAAAUGGAGUAGCAGUUGUGAAUGUUACAGGUUAGGAAUAGGCGAUGAUUGUUGGGUUCUCUUUGAAUGGCCAUGAUUUGCUGUGAGCAUGUGUUAUGUAAAAGAUGCAAAUAAAGGGGGUCUCAUUUUAUCCUUUUUUUUUUAUAAGAGGUAACCAUACUUUUAAAGUGCACUAUAAAAAAAUUCUAUUUUUGACUUUUAUUUUUUCUCUCCAAACUGCUUUACCCAAAAUCCUUUCUGCUGCCACCCACCCCCCUCCCCACCACCCUUUUUUUAACUUUGCAAACGUAUUGCACAUACCGGAAAGACUGGACGUGUCCAUUUGGGGGUCCUUUCCUCCCAGCCUUCCCCCAAAACCCCCCAAAUCAGAAGGACUCUUCUUUGUACAGUGUAUUUAAUCCAGUGCAUGGUCCGUUCUCUUUACCAAUAUACAGAACACCGCCAUUGUUUAAUAUAUAUAUAUAAAUAAAUAUAUAUAUAUAUAUAUAUAUAUGAGUGCAGUGCUCAGGUCAAGGAGUUAUGUUUUUAUACACGGCCUCCCCUCGAUGAUGAGGGAGGUGGGUGCCGAUUUGAGCAUUGAUUAUCAUGUGAAUAAUGAAGAGGAAAUAUAAAAAAUAUGAACAUUUUCUGUUGUUUACUUUCAUUUUUCUGUUCUUAUUAUCCCCCGAAGUACACUUAAGAUGCCGCAGGUAUUCUGAGCCCCCCCUGUGAGAACAGAGAAUGUCAGCCUCCAGCUCUGCACAUGCAGAACUACAACUCUCACUACCGGUGGGAUUCUGGGAGUUGUAGUCUGAAGGUUGCCAGACUCUGUUGCAGAACAGGGUUUUCAAGACCUCCGACAUCUGGAGAGGUGGGGGAAGCACGCUAGGUGCCUGGGUUUAUAAACGAAGAUACAAAACAUCCCCCCCACCACUUAUAAUUUGUGUCUUUUAACUUUUAUUUUCUUCUCAUUACCGCUGUAUUUGCUUGCUCUGUUUUUUCCUUGUCUGUACAUGUGAAGUGUGAGAUAGAUGUGAACAAUAAUUCCUACCUUCCCGAACCGCCUACUCUCUCUCUCUCUCUCUACAAACUGUAAUUGUAAAUUCAACAAGAAAAUGUAUGGGAUGAAAGAGGAAAAGAAAUGUACUUAUUUAUAAAUGGUUAAUUACACUUGGAA